Messenger RNA from Tripterygium wilfordii, 2184 nucleotides. RefSeq lists its product as uncharacterized. The record is from RefSeq and is a predicted model, not a curated record. Bases 151 to 1206 code for a protein of 351 amino acids. NCBI's taxonomy places the organism in Eukaryota, Viridiplantae, Streptophyta, Magnoliopsida, Celastrales, Celastraceae. The transcript is spliced from 5 exons.
AAUAACCCUACCUUUUAUUUACAGAAAUCAAGUCGUGUGAAUUCUCUUUCUCGUCUUCUCAGUUGUCGAAUUUAGGGCAAAACACUCACUCACUCCUGCCUGCGCCGCUGCCUCGCAUCGAACGGAGAUUGUCCGCCGUUAAGUUGAAAGAUGAGUACGAAGGGCAAGGAUAUUGUAGUUGAUGCUGGGGAUGCAAAUUUUAAAUGGGAUAAUAAGAAUACGAAACUGUUUCUUGACAUGCUUACUGUGUGGAAGAAAAAAAAUGUUGGGUUGCUUAAGUGGGAGCCAAUUUCUGAAGAAUUUAAGAAAGUUGGUGGCUUCACUUCCACACCCUUGAAGUUGAAGACAAAACAUGACAAUAUGAAACAAAAUUGGCAGCAGUUCAAUAGGCUAAAGAAUUCAGAGACUGGAUUGAGAUUCAAUGCUGAGACAGGGAAGGAGAAUAUAAACUUAAAAAAAUUUCACUCAAUUGGAUUACCUUUGCGUGAGGAACAAGAUAAGCUUUGGGGUGGUGCCACUGCCACUGGUGAUAAGUGCAUCUCUCCUGCCAUAGCUGAUGUUGAUGACAGUAGCACUCCACAGCCUGUUCAGACUGAUUUGGAGCAUGGACCAGAGGAUUUCUCAACAGGGUCCUCUCCGGUGAAGACCACAACAGUAAAUGAGCCAUCAGGUUCUACUUCCAGAACUCGCAAGAGGAAGAAUAAACCCGUUGAAGAUGUGAUUAAGUUUAAGGCAUUGUGCUUGGAUUUGAAGACCACUAGCACAGAACAACAUGAGUAUUUUGCUAGCAAGAAGGUGUAUUAUGACAAGAUGACUAUGGAGCUUGAUGCUGUGAACACUUAUGAUCAAUGUGUGAAGGCGUUGGAUAUGGAAGACCAUAGUGACAGUAGUGAUGAUAUGAUUGACACAUUGCAGCUUCAAGUCCUUGCGGUAGCAAUGCAUUAUGAGAUGGGAACAAGUUCCACAAACAAUUAUUCUGGUAGAGGUAGUGUUCCAUGUCGGACUUGUAAGUUGACAAGAUACGAUUGGGUGGUUGAUGUCUUGAAUGGUAACCCAGUUCGAUGUCAAGAGUCCUUUAGAAUGUCUGUCAAUAUUUUUAAGAGAUUAUGCAGGGUACUUAGGGAUGAUUAUGGACUAGAAUGCUCCAAUAAAGUUGGGAUUACUGAGAUGGUUGCAAUGUUUGUCUUCAUACUCGGACAUGCAUAGUCAAACCGUGAUAUUGGGGAGCGUUUUCAACACUCUGGAGAGACCAUUAGUCGCCUAUUUCAUAAGGUGUUGCAAGCGGUUAUGAAGAUGUCCAAGGAGGUAAUUAAACCAAGAGAGGAUCAGUUGAACGAAACACCAACUUACAUUAGGGAGCAUCCAAAAGUAUGUUAUUGCAUAUGUUUCAAGGACUGCAUUGGGGCACUAGAUGGGACACAUAUUCUGACUGUUGUCACUCCCGAGAAGAGACAAAGGUAUACUGGGCGAAAAGGAGUCCCAACGUAGAAUGUGUUGGUAGUGUGCGACUUUGACAUGUUGUAUACCUAUGUUUCAGUUGGCUGGGAGGGAUCCGCACAUGAUAGUCAGAUUUUGGAACAUUCCUUGCGUCGAGAGAUUCUAAAGUUUCCAAAACCACCUCCAGGUAAGUAUUAUUUGGUGGACGUCAGAUAUGCAAACAAGACUAGCACCAUACAAAGGUGAAAGGUACCAUGUUCAUGUAUUCCAGAAUGGGGCCCCCGCAACUGGACAUCGUGAGGUUUUCAACAAGGCACAUGCCAAGCUUAAAAAUGUCAUCGAACGGACAUUUGGAGUUACCAAGAAGAAGUGGCGGAUUUUGGGGUCCAUGACUUCAUUUCAUACCAAGAUACAAGCAAAGAUUGUGAUAGCGUGCAUGACCCUUCACAAUUUUAUUAAACUCAAUGCUGACCUUGAUUCUGAUUUUAAUGAAAUUGAAUCAACGCUUGUGGUCGAAGAUGAUAUUAUGCCCGAUGUUGUCAUAGAAGAUGGGGUAGAGGAUGAAGAUGACAAUUUACUCAUUGACGACGCCAACAUGGCACAGUUUCGGGACAUGGUUGCACAACAACUCAUGACUAUAUGAUGCAUAUUUAUUUUCAUUUAUCAAAAAUGUAUGAACUUAAUUGAAUUUCUUCCAUAUUUUGGUAAUAUGGAAUAUUAUGGAACUCUUCUAUUUAAUUAUUUAUA